This is a messenger RNA of Puccinia graminis f. sp. tritici CRL 75-36-700-3, 786 nucleotides long. RefSeq lists its product as uncharacterized. Gene Ontology annotation, biological process: ubiquitin-dependent protein catabolic process. The record is from RefSeq and is a predicted model, not a curated record. The coding region runs from base 1 to 786 and encodes 261 amino acids. The transcript has 2 exons. Lineage: Eukaryota; Fungi; Basidiomycota; Pucciniomycetes; Pucciniales; Pucciniaceae. Gene Ontology annotation, molecular function: ubiquitin protein ligase activity.
AUGAAUAAUCCCAAUCCUGGUGACUUGAAUGAAGAUCUUCCUGGUGAAGAUGGCCAUUUGGUACCCUCAGAGACCAGCUUUGACGAGAAUCCCUCCACCGAGGGUGAUAACCCCGCCAUGCGAGAUGCAGGAUUCACUGCCCUACCGCCUCCCCUAGUAUAUGGUGAAGUGCGCCGACGACGGCACAGCGUAGUUUGGACUAAUGACCUCCGGAAUGCCUGGGAGGAUCCCCCCGUGCCAUGCGCUCGAAUUCUGGACCCCAUUGAGGACCUCUUUGCACGUCUCAAUCGGCGCCACCAAGUACAAAUUAAUCUGGGCUUUCGCCAUCUCAAUAGCGAGAUGGCCAUCCUUCGACAUGGUGGUACCCGUGCGGACAGACUCGUCUUCGAGCGUAUGCGGCCAAUACGCACCCCAGCUGUGUACCAAGCCGGACGCCGUCUGAGUCACAUGGACCCCGAGCGUGUGAGACAAUUCCUAAGAGAUAUUUUGGAGGAACGGUUCGAGCUAUUGGUUCAUUCGCCUCAUUCCACCAAUAGAGAAGAAGGAGUUGAAGAACUCUUGCAACGUCUCCCACCAGUUGACCACUUGGACCUAGAGCCCAGCCCCCCUGAUGGCGAAACUGCGGCAUGCAGAAUCUGUCACUCUGACUAUUCCCAGCACCAUGUUGUGAUUGCUCUCCCGUGCAAUCCUUCUCACCACUUCCACUUCAGAUGUAUUGAGCGCUGGCUGAUUUCAACUCCCAGAUGUCCCGUCUGUGAAACUCCCCCCGUGUUUCCGCGAGAAUAA